AUGACAGUCACAUCAGAUACCUCAUUGCAACAGGUACUUUAUGAUUUUGCCCUUACGGACUCAAAUAAUAAAGUAUUCUAUACUACUGCCACCAAGACUGAAAAAUCCGAUGACUCAAUUUCUAAAAAUGCUAUUCAUUUAUUGAACGAUAAUGAUCCAUUCGCUACUAUUUUGGAAACUGUUUCUACUACUUUAACUACGAUCUUUACCGAUGAAGUAACUUUAUUGAAGAGUUUACCACAUUUAUACCAAUUGAGAGAUUCCAUUGUCGUUAAUGUAGAUUUAUCUUUACAGGAUUAUUCUAUCAUUACAGCUUUGAAAGAUUUAAACAUUGUCUCUUUAAUUUCAAAUGAUGCCGCAACAGCUGUUACUAACGCUCAAUUGGCUAGUAAGGUCGCUUUAGAGAGACAUCUACCUGUUUUCCAUUUCAUUAACUUUACCAUUAUAAAUGACUCCGAGGAUAUUAUCCCUGACUUCCAAGAACAAUCUUCCAAUGAAGCUGAAUUAGAGGAAGAAGAACAAUCUACUCUAGAACAAUUUUUCACUGAACAAGACAUAUCAUUCUUUGAAUUGAAAGCUAAAGGUUCAAAACCAUCAGUUGCAAUUGUUAAUUUAUCCCAAUAUGGUCAAUCGAUUGCUCAAAUUCUUCCACCUACUGCCUCAAUAAUUAAUGUUAACGUCUACAGACCUUGGAGUAUUGAUCAACUACUACAACUUAUUGCCCCAUCUGUGUCUAAGAUUGUCAUGAUUCAAGGUUCCUAUAAGGAUGACUCAGCAGAACAACAUCAUUCAUUCGAUCCUUUCUUGUUAGAUUUCUUCGCAGACUUUCAAAAAUUGGUUCAAAGAAAUAUCGAUCAAGUUAUAUUAACAAAAAUUGGUCAAUUACCAAUUGAAGCAAUUGCCGAUUCUCUAGAUAUAAUUAUUAAUAACGCUCAUAAAGAGAACCCUGUUCAAAACCUUUACUUGGGGAAACAAUAUCAAAAUCAAACCGAUAACAAACAAUACAUCGAUUUAUUACACUCUUCUGUUAAAAAUGUGUUAAAUUUAGAGGCUGCAUAUAUUAAGGUAUUAAAACAAUUAUUUUCUAGUAAUUUGGAAAUUUUAAAUGAAUAUUCUAGUGAAACUGUUAACUCGAAUUCUCCAGAAUAUGGAUUUGGUUACUAUUUAAAGCAAAAUGAAAUCCGUCAACAACUUAUAGAUUUGAUAAAAUCUUCUUUAGACGUGUCGCUAUUUGCUGGAAUCCCAACUGCAUCUAACCUUGUCGAAUCUCUGUCCAAAUGGUUGAAAUUCAACGAAUCAUUUAAUUCGCAACAGGUAGAAGAGGCAAACAAAUUAGCUGAACAAAUUUUCGAUAUAUUAAACUCCAAUAAGACUAAUAGUACUGUUUCUAAUAUUUUAAAACUAGCGCCAACUGUUGACGAAUUCUCCUUCAAGUCUCAUUGGUUAAUUGGUUCCGAUGCUUGGUCAUACGAUCUGGGUAACUCUGGUGUCCACAACGUGCUAUCCUCCAACAAGAAUAUUAAUAUGUUAUUAAUUGAUUCAGAGCCAUACACUUCUAAAAACAAGGUUGCUCAUAAGAAAAAUGUUGGUUUGUAUGCUAUGAACUAUCAUAAUGUCUACGUUGCUUCUGUCGCUGUUUAUUCUUCUUACACUCAAUUGCUAACUGCUAUGAUUGAAGCCGCUAAGUUUAAUGGUCCCUCCUUGGUUUUAGCCUAUUUACCAUACUCCUCUGAAGCGGAUACACCAUUAGAUAUCCUAAAGGAAACUAAGAUUGCUGUAGAAUCAGGUUACUGGCCAUUAUAUAGAUAUGAUCCUACCAAAGAAGAAGAAGAUGAUGAAACACAUGGUUUUACUCUGGAUUCCUCCAUUAUUAAGAAAGAGUUGCAAGACUUCUUGGACCGUGAAAAUAAAUUGACUCUACUGAUUAAGAAAUAUCCAAUUGUAGCAGACAAUAUAAAGAACUCUGCUAGUGAUGUUAUCACUAGAAAACAAGAAACAAGAAACAAGGCUGCUCUUGAUGACCUACUUGAAGGUUUAUCCGGUCCACCAUUACAUAUCUACUAUUCUUCAGACGGUAGUAACUCUAUCAAUUUAGCUACUCGUUUGUGUAAACGUGCUGUCGCAAGAGGUUUAAAGGCUACCGUCCUUUCAAUGGAACAGAUAAUUCUUGAUGAAUUACCAGGUGAAGAAAAUGUAAUAUUUUUCACUUCUACAGCUGGUCAAGGUGAAUUUCCUCAAGAUGGUAAAUCCUUCUGGGAUGAAUUAAAGUCUUCUACAAUUGACUUGGCUGGGUUAAAUGUCUCGGUAUUUGGUCUAGGUGACUCCAAAUACUGGCCACGUAAGGAAGAUGCACGUUAUUAUAACAAACCUUCAAAGGAUUUGGCCGCUAAACUAGAGGUUCUAGGUGCCAAUUUUAUUGUUCCUUUGGGUUUAGGUGAUGAUCAAGAUGCCGAUGGUUUCCAAGAAGGUUAUCAAGGCUGGGAACCUCACUUAUGGGAAGCUCUUGGGGUGGAUAAUGUUGAUGUUCCUGAUGAACCCAAACCAUGGAAUAACGAAGAUAUGAAGCUCAACUCUGAUUUCUUAAGAGGUACAAUUGUCGAAGGAUUGAAUGAUGAAUCUACUCUUGCUAUUCAUCCAUACGAUCAACAAUUGACAAAAUUCCAUGGUUGUUACAUGCAAGAUGAUCGUGAUAUUAGAGAUAUCCGUAAGGCUCAAGGUCUAGAACCUUUGUUCAGUUUUAUGUCCAGAGUUAGAUUACCAGGUGGUAAGGCUACUCCAGAACAAUGGCUGGCACUGGAUAAAUUAGCUACUGAAGUUGGUAAUGGUACUAUGAAAAUUUCUACUAGAGCUACAUUCCAAUUGCACGGUAUUUUGAAAAAAGAUUUAAAACACGCUAUAAGAGCAAUGAAUUCUACAUUAAUGGACACUUUAGCUGCUUGUGGUGAUGUUAACAGAAACGUUGUUGUUACUGCCCUUCCAACUAAUGCCAAGGUCUUCAAUCAAGUCUCCGAAAUGGGAACUGAAAUUUCUGAGUAUUUCCUACCAAAAACAACUGCUUAUCAUGAAAUUUGGUUACAAGGUACUGAUGGACGUGAUGAUGAUCCAAAUUGGCCAGAGGUAUUUGCUAAUAGAAAGGAAGGUCCAACAAAAAAGAAAACAUUGGUUAGUGGAAAUGCUUUAGUAGAUGUUGAACCAAUAUACAGUAAUGUGUAUCUCCCAAGAAAGUUCAAAGUCAACAUCGCUGUCCCACCCUUUAACGAUGUUGACGUUUUCGCCAUCGAUUUAGGACUAAUUGCCAUUGUCAAUCCAGAUACUCAGAUCAUUGAGGGUUACAACUUAUAUGCUGGUGGUGGUAUGGGUUCCACACACAACAAUACUAAAACUUACCCAAGAACUGGAUCUGAAUUUGGUUUCGUUAAACCCGAGGAUGUUAUUCCUGCUAUACAAGCUGUUAUGAUCAUUCAAAGAGAUAAUGGUGAUCGUCAAGACCGUAAACAUGCUCGUUUAAAGUAUACCAUUGAUGAUAUCGGUGUUCCACAAUUUAAGGCUAUGGUUGAAGAAGAGUGGGGCAAGAAAUUCGAGCCAUCAAGAUCAUACGAACAAUUUAUUUCUAACCACGAUUAUUUCGGUUGGGUUAAGGAUGAAACUGGUCUGAAUCAUUACACAUGUUUCAUUGAAAACGGUAGAGUUGCCGAUACUCCAGAGUUACCUCAAAAGACCGGUUUAGUAAAGAUUGCUAAACUUCUACAAAAAAAUAAUUCAGGUCAUUUUAGAUUGACUGCAACUCAGCACGUUUUAAUUUCCGAUAUUGAAGACAGACAUUUAGAUGAAGUUAAAAAGGUCUUAAAGCAAUACAAGUUAGAUAUUACUGAGCUAAGUGGUAUUAGAAUUGCAUCUUCAUCAUGUGUCGGGUUACCAACUUGUGGUCUAGCUAUGGCAGAGUCUGAACGUUACCUACCUGUAUUGAUUGAUGAAAUUGAAGAAGUUCUUGAAGAAUUUGGUUUACGUCAUGAUUCUAUAGUUAUGAGAAUGACUGGUUGUCCGAAUGGUUGCUCACGUCCAUGGGUUGCAGAAAUUGCUCUAAUUGGUAAAGCUCCACAUACUUAUAAUUUGAUGCUUGGUGGUGGUUACUAUGGCCAAAGGUUAAAUAAACUUUACAGAGCUUCGGUUAAAGAUGAUGAUAUUAUUGGUAUUCUAAAACCAUUGUUUAAGAGAUGGGCUUUAGAGAGAGAAGAAGGCGAACAUUUCGGUGAUUUCGUUGUUCGUGCUGGCAUUAUUAAGCCAACAUUGGAAGGUAAGUACUUCCACGAUGAUAUCUCAGAAGACGCUUAUUAG
Molecule: messenger RNA, 4335 nt
Organism: Maudiozyma saulgeensis
Lineage: Eukaryota; Fungi; Ascomycota; Saccharomycetes; Saccharomycetales; Saccharomycetaceae
Source: the annotation of a GenBank genome assembly